AUGCUCACGACACGCCCAGAGCUCGUCCUGCGCCGCGCAGAUGAGCUGCUCUCGGUUGGCCAGCCGAUGGCGGCCCUGUCGUCCAUCUCCGAGGUCUUCUCGAGCAAGCGCUUCCGCAGCACGCCGCUCUCGACCCUCGAGCCCAUCAUGGUCCGCUUCCUCGAGCUCUGCGUCGACCUCCGCAAGGGACGCACCGCCAAGGACGGCUUGAUCCUCUACAAGAACGUCGCUCAGAACACCUCGGUCCAGUCGGUCGAGGUCACCAUCCAGAAGCUCCUCGAGCUCUCGCGCAACAAGCUCACGGACGCUCUCGCCAAGGUCGACGAGCUCGAGGGCGAGGCUGCCGGCGAGGUCGAGGACCUCGAGGCUGCCGAGACGCCUGAGAGUAUCCUCCUCGGUCUCGUCAGCGAGGAGAAGAGCCGCGACCGCACCUACCGUUCGAUCGUGACCCCCUGGCUCCGCUUCCUCUGGGAGUCGUACCGCACCGCGCUCGACAUCCUCCGCAACAACGCUCGCCUGGAGGUCCUCUACCAGUCAGUCUGCCACGAGGCGUUCCAGUUCUGCCUCACCCACCAGCGCAAGACCGAGUUCCGCCGCCUCUGCGAGACGCUCCGGUCGCACCUCGCCUCGUCGCAGAAGUACACCCACCAGUCGCACUCGAUCAACCUGAACGACCCCGACACGCUCCAGCGCCACCUCGACACGCGCUUCCAGCAGCUCAGCACGGCCGUCGAGCUCGAGCUCUGGCAGGAGGCGUUCCGCACCGCCGAGGACAUCCACACCCUCGUCGGCAUGUCGCGCCGCGCGCCCAAGGCCAGCGUCAUGGCGUCGUUCUACGACAAGAUGGCCAAGGUCUUUGCCGUCGGGAACAAUUUCCUCUUCCACGCCGCCGCGUACGGCAAGCUGUACUCGCUCCACUCGGCACGCGUCGCCAUCGCCGCCGCCAACAACGCCUCGGACGCCCAGCAGCAGGACGCCGAGCUCGAGAAGCUCGCUUCGCGCGUCCUCCUCUCGGCUCUCGCCGUCCCCCUUGGCUCGGGUGUCGAGAUCGGCAAGCGCGCCGACGGUGAGGAGGGCGAGUCCAAGGGCCGCCUUGGCCGUCUCGCCUCCCUCAUCGGCCUCUCGUCGGUCCCGACCCGCGCCGGCUUGAUCAACGACGCCUUGAACCGCCACGCCCUCAAGCGCGUCUCGCCUGAGCUCCGCUCGCUCUACAACAUCCUCGAGGUGGACUUCCACCCCUUGUCGAUCACGUCCAAGAUCGAGCCGAUUCUCGCCUCGCUCGAGAAGAACCCCGACACGGCUCGCUACGUUGCCCCGCUCAAGGACGUCGUCCUCGCCCGUCUCUUCCAGCAGCUCGCGCAGGUCUACGCCUCGCUCAAGAUCGACCGCGUCGUCAAGCUCGCGUCGUUCCAGGCAGACGGCGAGAAGGACGUCACUCGUCGCCGCGUCGAGCGCUACGUGACCGAGGCGUGCCGCCGUGGCGACGUCGAUGUCACCAUCGACCACGCGACUGGUUCCAUCAAGUUUGACGAGGAGCUCUUCGGCGACGAGGCUGGCCCCGUCGCUUCGACUUCGGCCAACUUCGACUCGGUCAAGACGCUCCAGCCUUCGGCUUCGACCCUCCUCCGCACGCACCUCACCCGCCUCGCGCAGACCCUCCACUCGACGCUCAACGCCGUCGCCGCACCGGGCUCGACCCCCGCCGACGCCGCCCGCGCCGCUCGCGAGUCGGCGUUUGCCAACCUCGAGACGGCGGUCGAGGACGAGCGCGAUCUCGUCAUUGCCCGCACAGCCAUCAUCAAGCGCCGCAAGGAGCUUUCCGACGAGCAGUCUGCGCGCAAGGAGAAGGAGGAGGCGCAUGCGCGGUCGAUCCGCGCGCAGCAGAAGGCCGAGGAGGACGCGAGGAGGCAGAAGGAGGAGCUCAAGCAGCGCGAGCUCGAGCGCAUCCGCAAGGAGGUCGAGAAGGUCAAGGCCGACGAGGCGAAGAAGGUCGCCGAGAGCCUCAUCCAGAGCGGUCUCAAGGUCGACAAGCAGAAGCUCCCCGAGCUCUCGGCCAACGACCUCGUCCAGCUCCAGGUCCAGCAGAUCGAGAAGGACAAGAAGGACCUCGCCCAGAAGCUCUCGUCCGUCCACAAGCGCAUCGACCACCUCGAGCGCGCCUUCCGCCGCGAAGAGAUCCCGCUCAUCUCGCAGGACUACGAGCGCCAACAGGCGCGCGACCGCGAGGCGUUCGAGGCUGCGCAGGUCCAGCGCGCCGAGCAGCUCCGCCGCCAGCACGCCGAGGGUCUCGCCAUCAAGCAGCGCCUCCAGCGCAUCUUGCCCGACUUUGAGAAGUUCCGCCAGGUCCGCGAGAAGGAGUCGCGCGAGCACUACGAGGCGGAGAAGAGGCGCGCGGCGGAGGCGCUCGAAGAGGAGAAGGCUGAGAGGAGGCGACAGGUUCUCGAGCAGAAGGAGCGUGAGCGCCAGGAGGCCAUCGAGCGCGAGCGCGAGGAGGCAGAGAGGCGUGCCCGCGAGGAGGAGGAGGCCCGCAUCCGCGCCGAGCAGGAGGAGCGCGAGCGCGAAGAGCUCGAGCGUGUCGCCGAGCGUCGCCGCCAGAUGGAGGCGGAGGCCGAGGCUGCUCGCAAGGCCGCCCUCGAGCAGCGUCUUGCCGAGCGCAAGGCCGACCAGGAGCGCAUCGCCCAGCAGGCCCGCCGCGAGGAGGAGGCUCUCGCUCGUCGUGCUGGCGGUGGUGCCGCCCAGCGUUCUGCGUCCGGUCCUGCCCCCGUCGGUUCGGCCGCGUGGCGUGCGUCGCGCGACGGUGCUCCCCCGGCCCCGUCUGCCGGUGGCGAGCGUCCCCGCUUCACCCUCCAGCCUCGCUCGACUCCCCCUGCCGGUGCCGAUGCGCCCGCCGGCGAGCGCCCGCGCCUCAACCUCCAACCCCGAACGGCCCAGGCAGACGCGCCCGCCGGCGAGCGUCCUCGUCUCAACCUCGCGCCUCGCACCGCCCCUCGUCCCGAGUCGCCCGCCGCCGCGCCCUCGCCGCCGUCCGAGUCGCGCUCGUCUACCCCGGCUGGCGGUCGCUACCAACCUCCCGGUGCGCGAGGUGGAGCUGGCUCGCCUGCGCCCGGCAGUGACGAGAGUCGCUCCAGCACGCCUGCUAGCGGUCGCUGGGUUCCGCCGUCGCAGCGGGCUGCCCAGGGUCAGCAGCCUCGCAACGCCUCGUCGCGGUGGUGA
This is a messenger RNA of Rhodotorula toruloides NP11, 3213 nucleotides long. RefSeq names its product translation initiation factor eIF-3 subunit 10. Gene Ontology annotation, cellular component: eukaryotic translation initiation factor 3 complex, eIF3m; multi-eIF complex; eukaryotic translation initiation factor 3 complex, eIF3e. The transcript is spliced from 3 exons. Gene Ontology annotation, molecular function: mRNA binding; translation initiation factor activity. The coding region runs from base 1 to 3213 and encodes 1070 amino acids. The record is from RefSeq and is a predicted model, not a curated record. Gene Ontology annotation, biological process: formation of cytoplasmic translation initiation complex; translation reinitiation. Lineage: Eukaryota; Fungi; Basidiomycota; Microbotryomycetes; Sporidiobolales; Sporidiobolaceae.